This is a messenger RNA of Rosa rugosa (rugosa rose), 1075 nucleotides long. RefSeq names its product FCS-Like Zinc finger 2. The record is from RefSeq and is a predicted model, not a curated record. The transcript is spliced from 2 exons. NCBI's taxonomy places the organism in Eukaryota, Viridiplantae, Streptophyta, Magnoliopsida, Rosales, Rosaceae. Bases 182 to 673 code for a protein of 163 amino acids.
UGCCGUUGUUUAUUGUUUGUUGUUUAAUAUCUCUUCUUCUUCUUUCUUCACCAACCCCUUUUUAAAAACCCCCAUCACUUCUCCUCAUUUCCCCACAAACCUCUCCUCUCUUUUUUUCUCUCUCACCAAACCACAUUUUCUCUCGCACAAAGAUCGAAGCUUUAGCUAAGAAAACACAGAGAUGGACUCGGUUUCGAGCGCAAGGAGGCCCUGUUUCAUCGAGGAAGAUGAUGGGUUGGCCUCGCUGGCUGAUAUGGAAGCUGGGUUUUCCGGGAGUCAGCAGCAUCCCUUUUUUUCUAGGCCCAUGUGUUAUUCGAGGAAGGGGAGCUUUAGAAACCUAUCGGUGAUGGGGUCAAACUCGUCUCUGUCCCCGAGAUCUGGGAGGUUCUGGGAUGCCAGGUUUGAGGAGCACCAGCCUCAUUUCUUGGAGGCUUGUUUUCUCUGCAAGAAACCUCUUGGCGAUAACAGAGACAUCUUCAUGUACAGAGGUGACACUCCCUUCUGUAGUGAAGAGUGCAGAGGUGAGCAGAUAGAGAUAGAUGAAGCUAAUGAGAAGAACUGGAAUCUCUCGUCUUCCAUGAAAGCCUUGAGAAAGAGGGAGCAAAGGAAAUCCAGCUCCCCGAACACCGCAAAGGACUACCCUUUCCGGCCAGGCACAGUAGCAGCAGCUUAAAUCUCAUAGAAAAAUAAAAAAUAAGAAAAAAAGAAAGUUGAAAUCUGAGGUUGAUUUCUGUCCAAGAAAGUUUUAGGGCCAAGGAGAGAAGAGAGAUCUGAUGGAGAUUGAAGACCCGUUUUGAGGGCUUCAAAAUAUCUGACUAUAAAAUAUGUUUUUAUACAUGUGAAGAAGAAAGUGUGCAUGGUUUGGGGUGGGGGGUAUUAGGCUCUAUGAGAUGGCUCUUUUUUUGGGUUGUUUUCUUUUUUUCGCUUUGGUUUUUAGGUAACAGUAAUGAAUAUAAUAUAUAUGUAUGACAUUUUCCCAUCUGGUAAUGCAAGCCAAGGCUUCAGCUUUACGAUGGUGAAAAAAGAAAUGGAAAGAAAGAGAUUGUAAGAAAUGAAGUUCCUUUCUGAUUCCUGA